AUGAAGAAGGGAAACCAAGAUUACCUUCGUGACAAGACUCCAAACUCUGCCCUUCUUGCCAUGCAACUCAAUGAUCCUAAUUAUCAACUCGCUGCCUCUUUGGACGAGAAGAAAGGAUCGGGACAGGAGACAGCUUCGCCUCCACCGUUUAGUCUCACGAGUGCAGCGACUGGAUCAGUCCAAGAGCUUCGUAGCUUACUGUUUAUGACGGCAACCACAGUUCCCAGAGUCCUAGAACCUGAUGACGAUGCUGAUCCAUCAUAUGCGGAUCCCAUCGUGUCCCCUUCGGGCCGCAAACUCUUGGGAUUCAACUACCAAGGAAAAGUAUUGGCCCCCCGAUCUUCGCGUCUAGCUGGUCCUCCUGUGUACAAGUGCAACGUAUACUCCCUCCAGCAAAAUUUCAUCAUCCAAAGCAAAGAUUGCAUUUCCCAUGACAUUGUCUUCUCAGUCCUCGUUUCGCAUAACGAGUACAGCAGCUACCAACUUACUGAGUUCGACAUAGCGAUUGAACUUGGUACAUCGGAUGAGGAGAACUGCAUCAUGGAAACUUACGUGGGUCCUGGUGCUAGCAUGUUGAGCAAUCUUCGCUUCAAUGUACUCAUGUCUUUUACCACAAUGUCUGUUACGGAGAGGAAGUGUUUGUUGUCAAGGGUUAUUCCUCGAAGUCAUAAGGGAUGGAUCAGAAUGCAAGAUGUUCAGGAGAUGAGCUUUACACUGACUCUGGCUCAGCUUAACAACUUUGGAAUGAAUAGGAGGUUUUCUUUCUAUACGUCUGCGUAUUGCAAGUUUGAUCACGAAGAUGAUCCCAUCACUCAUUACUUUGAGGAUUCGAUGACGAGGGGUUAA
Molecule: messenger RNA, 846 nt
Organism: Fusarium redolens
Lineage: Eukaryota; Fungi; Ascomycota; Sordariomycetes; Hypocreales; Nectriaceae
Exons: 2
Coding region: 1-846 (281 amino acids)
Source: RefSeq, a predicted model, not a curated record